Molecule: messenger RNA, 2436 nt
Organism: Pseudopodoces humilis (Tibetan ground-tit)
Lineage: Eukaryota; Metazoa; Chordata; Aves; Passeriformes; Paridae
Gene: CDC7
Product: cell division cycle 7
Biological process (GO): protein phosphorylation; mitotic DNA damage checkpoint signaling
Cellular component (GO): nucleus
Molecular function (GO): protein serine/threonine kinase activity; ATP binding
Source: RefSeq, a predicted model, not a curated record
ACUUGUUUUGUAAUGGAGACGGUGUUGAAGUCUCCCUGUGAUGAACAGCACCCUCAGCAGGCUGAAGACUUCCAUGGGAAUCUUGAAAAGAACAAGCUUUCAGCAGUAAAAAAAGAUAUUGAGAAGCUUUAUGAAGCAGUUCCACAGCUUGUAAAUGUGUUCAAAAUAAAGGAAAAAAUUGGAGAAGGUACAUUUAGUUCUGUUUACUUGGCCACAGCACAGCUACAAACAGGACAUGAGGAACAAAUGGCUCUGAAACACUUGAUUCCAACCAGCCACCCUCUGCGAAUAGCUGCUGAACUUCAGUGCCUCACAGUGGCAGGGGGGCAAGAUAAUGUUAUGGGACUUAAAUACUGCUUCAGGAAAAAUGAUCAUGUUGUUAUUGUUAUGCCAUAUCUGGAGCAUGAAUCCUUCUUGGACAUUUUGAACUCCCUUUCCUUCGAAGAAGUGAGGGAAUACAUGUUUAAUCUGUUUAAAGCACUGAGGCGCAUUCAUCACUUCGGUAUUGUUCACCGUGACGUCAAGCCCAGCAACUUCCUCUACAACAGGCAGCUAAAAAAGUAUGCCUUGGUAGAUUUUGGCUUGGCACAAGGAACCCCUGAUACGAAAAUUGAGCUUCUUAAAUCUGCCCACUCUGAAGACCAGCAGGGAAGUUGCUUGCAAACUAAUCCUGCUGUAGCCUUGAGAAAUGGGGUUUCUGUCUGUGUCGCAGCACCUAAACAGAUAGCUCAACAGUCAGCCUCAAAAGCAGCUGAUAGAAGGUCCAGCUCACUUUCAAAAGUACAGAUGAAACAAGGAAGAGGAGGAAAGGAGGACUCUGUGCACCAUUCUGUCCAGCGCUCUGUCUUUGGAGAGAGGAAUUUCAAUGUCUAUAGCUCCACAUUCCAGGAGAACUCAAGCACAAAACUCAUAAAACAAUCAAAGAUUAUAGAUGUUUCAUCCAAGAAGUUAGUAACAAAGAAGAAGAUUAUUUCUACCAAAACUGUGAGCAAUGGGGCAGCCAGGAAAGCUGCCAGUGGUUGCCCUUUAAACCUGCUCUGUGACUGUUAUGCAACAGAUAGAGUUUGCAGUGUUUGCCUUUCAAGGCGUCAGCAAGUGGCUCCCAGGGCAGGAACACCUGGAUUCAGAGCACCAGAAGUAUUAACAAAAUGCCCCACUCAGACCACAGCAAUAGACAUGUGGUCUGCAGGAAUCAUAUUCCUUUCUCUACUCAGUGGACGGUAUCCAUUUUUCAAAGCAAGUGAUGAUUUAACUGCUUUGGCACAAAUCAUGACAGUUCGUGGAUCCAGAGAAACCAUUGAGGCUGCUAGAACUUUUGGAAAAUCAGUUGUGUGUACCCAAGUAGUCCCAUCUCAAAACCUACGAACCCUCUGUGAAAAGCUGAGAGGAACAAAUAGCAGCUGUAAGAGAUCUCAGGGGGAAGGGCCCAGCAGGUCUGAAAAUAGCACAGAUUUGCCAGUUGCAGCAGACAAACCCUGUGCUCCUGAGACACUUGGAAAACAAAUUCAACAUUCACAGAGUUCUCAGGAAGGUGAUGGUGCUUUGGAAAUGAAGACAACUGACAUGAAAGGAUGGGAUCAGGUUCCUGAUGAAGCUUAUGACCUACUUGAUAAGCUACUAGACUUAAACCCUGCAACAAGAAUAACUGCAAAAGAGGCUUUGCUGCAUCCUUUUUUUAAGUACAUAAGGCUCUGAGAAGAUAACUUACUCUGUUAUUACUUUCAUAUAUUUUGUGUGGAAAUGAAAUACUGAGGCAGUUUUACCUUGUUGCCCUCAACAUUUACACUCAUUGAAAAAACAUCACACUGUGCUCUGAACUACUGAAACUUUGUCUUGUACAGUUAGACUGUAGAUGUCAGUUUAAGAAAUACUUGCAGAUGCAGAAGUAAACAUCACUAACAUGGUCUUAUCCUAAGACACUUCUGAGAGGUUAUUGCUGUGCAUACCUGUUCUCUAAGAAAGUUAACUUUGAUCAAAAACAACAAAGAAAGAAAGAGUUUCAUAAGCUCUAUGCUUAAUUCUUGAGAUAUUCCCUUAAAAUUUACAACUUUGCCUUAAGGUGAGAUUGAAAUAAGAAAGUGUUUGAGAGACUUUUUUUCUGUACUUUCAUACCUCUUUGUUCUUGUUUAGUACAUGGGGGACUGAAAAUGGAAUAAAGUGUAUUCAUUUUGUUCAGACUAUUUUCAGAGAACAGUAUUACUUCAGGAGUGUUGCUAGAGGAAAGACCAGGUGCUGGAGAUUAUAUCAUCAAAAGAAAAACAUAACUUUGAAAAGUACAAUUUUGUUCCUAUCUGGCCUUUCCUAUGUAGGCAGUAGUAAUAAAUGCAGUUUCUCAUUUUGCAUAGCCCAUGUUUCCUCAGUGCCAUGGGUAACUGUCAGCAUCCCACAGCUGCUGCCUUCAGGAUGUCUCGGGUGCCACACAGAGGUUUGAUUACU